Molecule: messenger RNA, 1008 nt
Organism: Opisthorchis viverrini
Lineage: Eukaryota; Metazoa; Platyhelminthes; Trematoda; Opisthorchiida; Opisthorchiidae
Exons: 3
Coding region: 1-1008 (335 amino acids)
Molecular function (GO): 3'-5'-RNA exonuclease activity
Source: RefSeq, a predicted model, not a curated record
AUGACCAGCGAAAAUCCAGCUUUCAAUGGCUAUGAGCGAGAUUACUGUCCACUGUUGCCCAAUGUAGACAGCAUGUCUGUCGCUAAGCUUCGCUUUAUGCAGUGGAACGUACUAGCACAUGCUUUUGCGACAGUCGACCAGUUUAUUCACUGUCCAACCAAAUUUUUGCCCCUUGAGAACCGCUGUGAACAGAUUGUGGCCGAAAUUUUUCGCUUCGAUCCGGACCUUAUUUGCUUACAAGAGGUUGAUUUUUUAAGCCGUUUACUGAACAGGCUAAAUGCAAACAGCGACAAGUACGCUGCGGCAUUUUCACCAAAAGUGCAGUCGCCAUGCCUGAAAAUUGAGGACAAUAUUGGUCCGGAUGGUGCAGCUAUCAUUUACAGAUCUGAUCGACUGAUUGCAUUAAAAACUAUGGAACUCCCGCUUGAUAAUUUACAUGAGAGAAGUGCCUUACUCUGCAGAUUUCAGUUUGAUUCAUCGACGAAGUUUCCUUCGUUUUACGUUGUAUCUGUGCAUUUGAAAGCAAAACUUUCUUAUGUUGAAACGCGUUUAGAACAAGGAAAGUUUCUAAGGGACGGGCUUGUGAAACUCCUUUCUGAACAUGGUAACUCAGACCAACGCAGCCCACUGUUCGUUUGUGGCGAUUUCAAUGCACAACCUCAUGAACCUGUCAUUGAAUUAAUGCAGCAGAACGUCUUUUCGAUGACACUUGGUUGGAACUUGACUAGCGCAUACGCGAUGGCAAACAACGGAAAAGAGCCAGAUUACACUACUUGGAAAAUUCGUCACAGUUCUGAUGAAGAACAACCCACGGAAAUUUUUCAUACAAUUGAUUAUAUAUUUUAUUCGCGAGACUGUGUCUACUUAUGUGGUUUGUGGUGGCCACCUCUACGAGAAACUAUUGGACCCACUGCUCUUCCAUCGUCUCUCUUUCCUUCUGAUCACAUGAAUCUGGUAGCAGAUUUCGCCCUUCCGGUUUUAGAUAAUACAGAAAUAAAGUUCGUUUAG